CAUGCCUGUAUUCAUAUGUUUUACGUUACUGUAACCAGGGCUUUUGCCAGGAAGAAGACCACAAUGGAGACACCCAGGCCUGAAGGAGAUGUGGCCCCUGUUAAACAGCAGACCAUGAUCUACAUCUGUGGAGAGUGCCACAUGGAGAAUGAAAUCAAAGCCAGAGACCCAAUCAGAUGUCGAGAAUGUGGUUACAGAAUCAUGUACAAAAAGCGUACAAAAAGAAUGAUUGUCUUUGAUGCAAGAUGACCUGUGAACAGACAAACAGAAGUAAGGGACAUAGUGAAACUAGUUUUGGAAAAACUGAACUGGGUGUAUAUAUCAAGAGUCUUUCUUCUGUGGCUUGAUGGAAUUGAAAACAUUAUUCAAGUGUUAUGCGUAACUUGUUGACGUUUAAAAACCAUUUUCAAGUGUUAUGGUAUAUGUAUAGCUUGAUAACGUUUUGACAAUUUUCAAGCGUUAUGGUAUAUGUAUAACUUGAUAACGUUUUGACAAUUUUCGAGUGUUAUUGUAUAUGUAUAACUUGACAAAGUUUUGAAAUUUCAAGUGUUAUGGUAUAUGUAUAACUUGACAAAGUUUUGAUAAUUUUCAAGUGUUAUGGUAUAUGUAUAACUUGACAAAGUUUUGAAAUUUCAAGUGUUAUGGUAUAUGUAUAACUUGACAAAGUUUUGACAGUUUUCAAGUGUUAUGGUAUACGUAUAACUAAUCAGAGUGUUGAAAAUUUUCAAGUGUUAUGGUAUACGUAUAGCCUAACAAAGUGUUGAUAAUUUUCAAGUGUUAUGCUGUAUGUGUAUAAACUUAAAGUUGAACAGAAUUUUUGAGUGUUAUGCUGUUUGUAUAUCUUGACGAGGUUUAAAACAAUGUUGAAGGGUUGAACUAUAAUGUAUAACUAAACCAAGUUUAAUGCAAAUUUCAAGUGUGAGGCUAUAAGUACAAUAUGAUAACGUUUACGCAACAGGUGUUCAUUUUCAGAUAUUCACUUCAUGCAGAUUGAUUUACACUACUUGCAGUUAAACGUUUUCAACUGAUUUGUAUAUUGGAAUAUUUCAUGCUAACAAAUUAUAAUUAUGAUGUCCUUUUGUUAAUGCAAUUUUCUCUUUAUAUUUUGCAAACAGAAUGCAGGAUUUGUUAACCUGUUCAUGGCUGUAAUGUGUUUCCAACAACCUUUGCUAUGAAACACAAGAAUGAAAUUUUAGUGAAAUUUAGGUAACAACGAACCUAAUAAUGUUUACAAAAUAAAAUCUGUACGUACAAAAGUUCUUUAAAGUGAAAAAGAACAACACUAUUUCAUUGAAAAUGUCAUUUUUAAGAGAUAUUAAAAUAUUUCCAAUAGACCAUAUGCAGGUUUUACACUGAUGUUAAUCAUGUUAAUUCCCUGAUUUUUUAUGUGAACAAUUAUACUAUUUUCUCUAAGUCAGAUCAUAAAAUGUAUUUGUGUUCACAAUGAUAAUGGUAAAAAAGGAAUUUCGUCCUUACACACUGACUGACAUGUAUUGCCAAACAAUGUCCAGUGCAAGACCUUUGGUCAAUUUUUCUUUUUAUGUAUUACUUAAAUGCCUAUUGUGCACAGAGUUUUUAGUAUUAUUUCAGGUCAACACUUGUGCAUGAUUGGUGCACUGGUCUUGCUUUAAUUUCUUAAUUUUGUGUCAAGUAUCACUUAUUUAUAAUGUGUGUAUAAUUAAUUAAAUAAAAUGUAUGACUUCAG
Dreissena polymorpha is the source of this 1705-nucleotide messenger RNA. RefSeq names its product DNA-directed RNA polymerases I, II, and III subunit RPABC4-like. Gene Ontology annotation, biological process: DNA-templated transcription. Bases 16 to 249 code for a protein of 77 amino acids. The transcript is spliced from 4 exons. Gene Ontology annotation, molecular function: DNA binding; DNA-directed RNA polymerase activity; zinc ion binding. NCBI's taxonomy places the organism in Eukaryota, Metazoa, Mollusca, Bivalvia, Myida, Dreissenidae. The record is from RefSeq and is a predicted model, not a curated record. Gene Ontology annotation, cellular component: RNA polymerase II, core complex; RNA polymerase I complex; RNA polymerase III complex.